Messenger RNA from Varanus komodoensis (Komodo dragon), 2580 nucleotides. RefSeq names its product transmembrane channel like 8 (gene TMC8). Lineage: Eukaryota; Metazoa; Chordata; Lepidosauria; Squamata; Varanidae. The record is from RefSeq and is a predicted model, not a curated record. The transcript is spliced from 16 exons. Gene Ontology annotation, cellular component: plasma membrane. Bases 129 to 2132 code for a protein of 667 amino acids. Gene Ontology annotation, molecular function: mechanosensitive monoatomic ion channel activity.
GGGAGGGGUAAAUAUCUUGCCCUCCAGUUUGUUUCUCUCCUUCCUGAGAGAGAUCUAUUGCCAGAAUAUCACUUAAGGCUGACUUGCUGCUUGGUGCUGUAGUGAUAUGUGCUUAAGGAGCUAAAAGAAUGAGAGGAACUGAAUUAACACAUAGCACCCAGGAUCUAUGGCGCAGAACUACCCAGCAAGAUGCUCAGUCGGUGCACUCAGUCUCCAGUACAGACCUCUCCCUGGAGGGGCUGGAUAUCCAGGAAUCAAUGCUCAGGGCCUUGGCCUGUUCCAUGAAGAAGAAGCGCUUUCUUAGCAGGCAGCUGAAGGCAUCUACCGGGAGAGGUGUGUCCAGCUGGGUGUCCUGGAGGCAGCAGAAAUACAAGGCCUGGAGGGAGCUUCAGGAAAACAUCUGGAACUGUGCCAGGAUCUUCUGGCUCUGGAAACCUUCUUUGGAUGAGAUUGGCGGGAACUUUGGUCCUGGCAUCCAGUCCUAUUUCACCUUCUUGAGGUUUCUGCUCUUCAUCAACUUCCUGGCUGUGCUAUUGGCCACAGGCUUCAUAGUGUUGCCAGUUCUCAUUGCUCAUGAUGCAAGUACCUUUCCUAAAAGUCUGCGUGCAGAGGCUGUGUGCAGGAACUACAACCACAGCCGUAGUUCCAGAUCUGCCUGGCAACAUUUCCAGGAUGUCUUCACUGGGGAAGGCUUUUUGGAGCAUUCCUACCUGUUUUAUGGCGGUUACAACAUGAAAUGGGAUAACAACAGCCUCUACAAUGUGCACUUGGCCUACCUGCUUAGUAUCCUGGGAUACUUCCUUGCCUGCUUCAUUUGGAUCUUCCGGCAGAUCACAGCCAGCUUUGUGCAAUGGAAGAUGCAACGAUGGGACUUCAAGCAAAAUGCCAGUGCCAAGAUCUUCACUGAAUGGGAUUUCUGCAUCCAAAGCCCUGAGGCAGCUGCCCUUAAGCAGAAGAAUAUUUACAAUGGCCUCAAGAUGGACCUAGCGGAGCAGAACCGGCACAUGCAGAACCAGCAGCGGACACGGAAGCAGCUUGCUCAGCUCUACCUUCUGCGCCUGCUGAUCAAUGGUGUCAUCCUGCUAUUGAUGGUGGCUGCUUUCUACAUAAUCUAUUUGGUCACAACAUUUCCCCAGCACUACCAUCAGCAGGAUGCAGCUAGCCUUGGUGUGCUGGUGCAGUACCUCCCACCUGUAGCCAUUUCUGGGGUGAAUCUCUUUAUGCCAUUUCUUUUACAUGCCCUGGCCCAGUUGGAGAAUUAUUCUCCCAGUGAUGAAGUCAACCUCACCAUAGUCAGGUGUGUCCUUCUGAGACUGUCCUGCCUGGGAAUGUUCCUGUUCUUCCUGGGCCACAGGAUCUUGUGCUGGGGGAGCAGUAGCGCUGUCCAGUGCCAGCCGUGUGGUUACAACAAACUCUAUCAGUGCUGGGAAAACCGCAUUGGACAGGAGAUGUAUAAGAUGACCAUCUUCAAUUUUCUGACCACCUUGGCAUCAUCUUUCCUGAUCAGCCCUCUCCGGAGGUUGCUGGUGAGGUAUUCCUCCAGCGCAGUGGCUCGGUGGCUUGGCAAAGAAGAAUUCCUGGUGCCCCACAAUGUGCUGGAUAUUGUAACCAUUCAGACAGUCAUAUGGACUGGGAUCUUCUUCUGCCCUUUGCUGCCUUUGGUUGGCUGUGCUUCCAUCUUCCUUGCCUUCUAUAUCAAAAAGUAUACCCUGUUUCGGAACUGCCAGCCUUCAACUCGGCUGUUUCGAGCAUCCCGUUCUAAAUUCCUCUUCCAGAUCAUGCUGCUGCUAGGCCUCUUCCUGGCCUGCACUCCUCUGAGCUUUGCCAUCAGCAGGGCCUCUCCAUCCCACGCAUGUGGGCUCUUUGCUAACUAUGCAGUUCCAUGGCAUGCAGUGAGCACAGCGGUGUCCGUUCUGCCUGCCUCAGUGCAGCUCAUCCUGGACUAUGCCACAUCCAGUGUCUUUUGUUUCUCACUUCUGAUGCUGCUCAGCCUCAUCCUUACAGUAAUCAUAGCUCAGGCACAGGAGAAUAGACGAGUCAUUGAAAGACUCAAAAAGCAACGGGAACUGUAUGUCAAGGAGAAAUGGCAUUUGGUGAAGAAACUGGCUCAAGCAUUCGUGGAAUUACUGUGAGUUCGGGGAAGAGGAUCCUCCACAGGAAGUGAAAUUCUGGCAGCGCAGUAGCAGCGGCAAAAACUCCUGCUAAGGGGAUCAGAGCCCAUAAUUGGAACAUGCCAGAAAUAAAGAAGCCACUAUAACCAUGAAUUUUCUCAUUAGGCCACAGAGGCUGUAGACUAGCCUUCAUGUAGCUCAUAAAGGACUUUCUCUGUGAGCUGCUCUACCUAUUUUGCUGGACUCAUGCUAGAGCAAGUUCUGGCAAGCCUGCUGGGUAUUAAAAUGAUGCUUUUAGAGAAGAACAAAGCUAUAUGCUAUAAAGCUAUAUAUGCUUAUAUCAAAAUACAAAAAGGGUAUUUUCAGUCGAGAAUGUCACCAAUCCUCAUGGAAAUGAUUUGCUCACUAACUGGAUCAUGAAUCUCUUGGUCAUUCAAAAUAAAACAAGGGUAUGUGCUUUGUCUACCAA